GCCUUGUGUGCUCCUAUAAACGAUGUGGUAUUUCCUGUCUCGACCGCACCAAAUAGUAUAGCAUGGCUUUUCAGAUGUGCGUUAGUUUCACUGGUGGUCCAUGUAUUCUCCUCAAACCGCCGAGCUAGACAGUACGGUUUGGGCAUUUUGUUUUGUUUUGUUAUGCUUUGCUUUUAAGAAUUGAUAAGCGAGGAGUCUAAGCAGCGGUACUCUCACAGUGGUCAAUUUAAAAAAAAAAAGUGCUGUGUCUUUAUAUUUAUAAGGAUGUGCAAAGAUGCAUCUUUUAAUUCCAGGAUCGUGAAUCCAGAAGAAGACUGGGAAGAUUUUAUUUUUAAUAUGACGGACACGUAUAUCAGUAAAUUCUGACUGUUAUUUUGCAAUACUGACACGGUGUGGUAUUUAGCUCGUACGAGAAGGCGGCAAUGGGAUUAAGCAGUUUUUUUGCACCGUUUUAUGGAACCGUAAACAAUUCAUGAGAAGAUCUGAUUUUCUUCAUUAAAAAAAGGUCUACCAACUGAUAGAUGGCUGAAAUAUAUCCUACUUUAUGUGAUGGGUGCAGAUCAGCUCUCAAAGUUUCAUACCUUUGAAGUUCAGUGUAUGAAGGUUCCAAAAUUUGCUGGUGGCUGUUUGUACAGUACUGUGGUAUGCAGUACACACUUGAAGAGUUCUGGAAUCUUCUUGGCAAUCCACAUCAUGGAACAAUUGAAAACGCACACAGCCCAGAGGAUGAAGGAGGAGAACUUGUUUCGUCGAAGAUUUUCUCUCUGUCCGAACACAUCCACUCCUCAGAAGAUCGAUCCACACAAGCUGACGAGGAACCUCUCCUAUGGGGGAGACAACGACAUCUACCCCCUGAGUCCAGAUACCGCUCUUGAGAGGAAUGGUCUACCAGUUCUGAAAGAUGAGGUCAGCAACACUCCCAUGUCCAACAGUAAGUCUGAUUCCAAGCUCUCCAAUGGCCAUGAUAAGGAGUUCACCUCGCCUACUGACAAGAUGACAAAGAAGGAGUCACUCAAGGUCCAGAAGAAGAAUUACAGACAGGAAAAGAAGAGAGCGGCGAAGGAGCUGUUCAGUGCGCUCAAGGACCCCAGUGUGGUAAUCAUGGCCAACUGGCUGAAGAUCCGCGGCUCUCUCAAAAGCUGGACGAAGCUGUGGUGCGUGCUGAAGCCUGGGGUGCUGCUGAUCUUCAAGACCCCCAAGGUGGACCACUGGGUGGGGACCACUCUCCUCAAUGCCUGCAAGCUCAUCGAGAGGCCUUCCAAAAAGGAUGGCUUCUGCUUCAAACUCUACCAUCCACUGGACAAGUCUAUCUGGGCCAUGAAGGGUCCAAAGGGGGAGAAUGUAGGCUCAUUCACACAGCCACUACCCAGCAGCCAUCUCAUCUUCAGAGCAGCCUCUGAGUCUGAUGGUCGCUGCUGGAUGGACGCUAUUGAACUGGCACUGAGCUGCUCCAGUCUGUACAAGCUCAGCUCCAAGCUGGGCAAGGAUGUGGACCUCUGCUGCUCCUCCAACUCCUCCCACAUCCUCAACCUGCUGCAGUCUUCCACCCUGUCCCAUCAAGAACUCUUCCAGAUGAAUGAGUCAGGAAAUCAUCAUAUGGAGAAUGAUGGCUAUUCUGACAAAUCAGAUUGCGGGGCCAAUGAAAGCAGCCGGAGGGUAACCGAGGAAAGCGACACGGACCAGUCAGAGACGCAGAAAGACGUCCUCGUCGAGCUGCAGGCAACCUCCUAUGUAGAGCAGGGCCGAGAGGAGAUGGCCGAGGCUGGAGUGGCGUCCCAGACGGAGACAGUCUCGGAGGAGAACAAGGGUCUGAUGUGGACCAUCCUGAAGCAGCUGCGGCCGGGGAUGGACCUGUCUCGCGUGGUGCUGCCCACCUUCAUCCUGGAGCCCCGCUCCUUCCUGGACAAGCUGUCUGAUUACUACUACCAUGCAGACUUCCUCUCCCAGGCUUCCGUGGAAGAGAGCGCAUACAGUCGAAUGAAGCAGGUCCUGAGGUGGUAUCUGUCUGGCUUUUAUAAGAAGCCAAAGGGGCUGAAGAAGCCAUACAACCCAAUACUGGGGGAGACGUUUCGUUGCUGCUGGCUCCACCCGGAGACCGACAGCUGCACGUUUUACGUUGCGGAACAGGUAUCCCAUCAUCCCCCUGUGUCAGCCUUUUAUGUCUGUAACAAAAAGGAUGGGUUCUGUGUCAGUGGAAGUAUCCUGGCCAAAUCUAAGUUCUAUGGUAACUCUUUAUCGGCAAUACUAGAGGGGAAAGCCAUGCUUUUUUUUCUAAAACGAGAUGAGGAAUACAUAAUCACGAUGCCCUAUGCGCACUGCAGAGGUAUUCUAUAUGGUACAAUGACCAUGGAGCUGGGAGGGAAAGUUACUAUUGAAUGUGAAAAAACAAAGUACACAGCAGAGCUGGAGUUCAAACUGAAGCCCUUCCUGUGCAUCAGCAGCAGCGUGAACAUGAUUUCAGGGAGGAUUCUUCUGGGCGAUGAACUGCAGGCCACUAUCGAUGGACACUGGGAUGGCGAGGUCUUUCUUUGUGAGAAGUCGUCUGGUGACCGCAAUGUCUUCUGGAGCCCCACUCCAGAGGUCCGCAGACAGAGACUCAAGAGACAGGUGGUGCAUCUUGGCGACCAGGGAGAGUUUGAGUCUGAACGGUUGUGGCUGCAUGUAACAAACGCAAUCAUCAGUAAAGACCAGCACAAGGCCACGCAGGAGAAGUUUAUUCUGGAAGAAGCCCAGCGGCAAGCUGCUAGGGACCAGGGAGACAGAGAGUGGACCCCACGGCUCUUCAGAAAGGACCCCAUUUCACAGGACUGGCUGUACAAAUAUGCAGACACCAACCCCUGGGAUCCUCAGAUGAACCUGGUUGAGUUUGAGAAAGACGGAGUGAUUCAGACCCUGGAGACAGACGGCAGGAGGCACAACGGCAUCAGCCACAGCAAGAAAUGGGCCACAAAGCAAAAGACGGAUUGCAAGCGGCGUAAAACCAGCCAGAACACCGAGAGCAGCAGCUCCACCCCGGAGCCCUCCCACGAGUCGUCCGAUAACGAGAGCAGGAAUACAGGAAUCGCAGUGAAACAACGGGGUUGUCGAAGCUCAGGCACGAAAUGUAUCAAAGAGGAAAGUGACAUGCCAGACAUUGAGGCAACCGUAGCAUCAAUACAGAGGACACAGCUGGAAAUGCAGAGGAACCUCAAUGCACUGACCCGCCAAGUAAUCCAGAGGAGAAACUCCUGGGACAACUUCAUCCUGAACUGUCGCUACUGGUUUAUAAUCUGCGUCCUGCUUGUGUUUCAACUCUUCAUAAACUACAUCUUCAAAUGAAAAAGAAAAGGCCCCACACUGAGCAAUAAAUGAUCAAAACACAUCCGUCACCACCAGUCAGCUUUGGAAUGCCAACACAAGAGUCGGAAGAGGCACCAAGCACUUUGAAAAACUGAUAUUGAAGAAUAUAAAUAAUAAUAAUAAUAAUAAUAAUAAUAAUAAUAAUAAUAAUAAUAAUAAAAUUAAUAAAUACAUUAUUAUAUACGUCAUAGGUUGCAGGACUAUUAAUGUUGUCGUAAAGGCACUUUUUUAAUGCCUCUUCUGUCCCACCCAGUCACCUAUACAAAAAAAAACACCACCCCUAUAUGUUGGCCUUAACGCUAAAGCCAAAAACGGACUUGUGCAAUUCUCUUUUUUUUAAUAUAUAUAUAUUCUGUAUGUAUAUAUCAAAUAGGUCUUGUUGUAAUAACGAAUUACCAAAUCAGUAUUUCUAAUAAUCUUUAAAAGAGUACAUGUUUACAAUUUGAAAUGUGUAGUAAUGAGGCAGUUGGGGGGGGACACGCUGUGGAGAUGUGGAUGUUUUAAAGGCUGUUUUUCUUGAGACGUGUGUUGGACGUGUACAGGAAAGACUGGAAGAUGGAUCUUUCUCUCCCUGCUCAGACCCAGACUGCCUUAACUUCUCUGUUGGUGAUCUGUAGCCACUGGCACGCUGUGUUAAUUCGGUGGUUGUCUCUUCACUACAAGCUCAGUUGCAAGCCAGCCCUGCAUUUUUUUUUUAUACUUUUUUUCCACAAGGCAAAGCUACAUUACUUGUAAAAUUAGAAAGUUGCAGUUCGGCAGAGUUUGUGCUUAAUAAUUGUAAAGUACUACAUUAAAAUUUUACUGAAUGACUUUCUUGAUUUUUUUUUUUUCUUCAUGAUUUUCUGUUUGUGACCGGUGUUGGAAAUGUGUGCCAUUGUUUUGCUUUUUUUAUUCCAUGUUUUUUAAUACUUCUUUAUACAUGUUAAAAUUAAGGUAGGUCGCUGUACUUAGUGCACAUCGUUAUCACCCCACAUACAUAGAAACUAUGUCAGAAGUUAGCACUCCAUGUUUUUGCUACUGUCUUAUGCAUAACUGGUGGGAUGUGUUUGCCAUGGGAUAAAUACAAGCUGUACAAUUUUUCAUGAACUAUAUUAAUUUGGGCGUUUACCCAUAGACAGUAAUAGAAAAUAAAUUGUAUUUUUUCUAAAGUA
Acipenser ruthenus (sterlet) is the source of this 4490-nucleotide messenger RNA. Its product is annotated as oxysterol-binding protein-related protein 5-like. Gene Ontology annotation, molecular function: sterol binding. Gene Ontology annotation, cellular component: intracellular membrane-bounded organelle; membrane; cytosol. The record is from RefSeq and is a predicted model, not a curated record. The coding region runs from base 550 to 3318 and encodes 922 amino acids. Gene Ontology annotation, biological process: phospholipid transport. NCBI's taxonomy places the organism in Eukaryota, Metazoa, Chordata, Actinopteri, Acipenseriformes, Acipenseridae. The transcript is spliced from 24 exons.